CAAAACACUAUCGCUUUAAGUCUGUGAAAGUAUUUCAAUAUAUAUUAAAGUAAUUGUUCAUCUUCUGCUGGAAACUAUCUGGAGACACCUCAUUUGUUGAAUUUUUAUUUUCUUUCUUCUGCCAUUUUCAUUUUGCUGGGCCAUUUUUCAUACUCACCUACUUACCUCCUUCGCUGUUUUGCCCUAUUAUUUCCUAUUCACCUAUUGACUCAUCAUUUGUUUGUUUACUUGUUUACUGAUCUGUUUUUAUCCACCUACUUAAUCUAACCUGUUCAAAAUGCAAAUUGACAAGAAAUUGGUUAUUGUUGGAGAUGGUUUUUGUGGUAAAACUUGUCUUUUAACCACUUUUGUUGAAGGCAAAUUUCCCAAAGAAUAUAUCCCUACUGUCUUUGAAGAAAGCUCAAAGAUAAUUCAAGUUGAACAAAAUGACAGAACCUAUGAAAUUAAUUUGAGUUUAUGGGAUACUGCUGGUCAAGAAGAUUUUGAUCGUUUAAGACCCUUAGCUUAUCCUGAUUCUGAUGUCAUCUUGCUAUGUUUCUCAAUUGAUUCUGAUGAUACUCUAAGAAAUGCGUCAGAACGUUGGUUUGUAGAAAUCAGACAACAUGUUUCUCAAGUUCCAAUAAUUUUGGUUGGUUGUAAAAAAGAUGUGAGAGAAUCUGGAUCCGACUUACCUCCAUCAUCCUUUGUAUCUUCUGAACAAGGUGCCAAUGUUGCAAGACAAUUGGGUGCUGUUGCUUACCUUGAAUGUUCUGCCUUAACUAAUUCAGGUGUUCAACAAGUCUUUCAAACUGCUGCUGCUGUUACUCUAGGCUCAUUCAACCAAAAUCAACCUAACCCAAACUAUACUAAUACCAAUAAUAAUAAUGCUAACAAUGCUCAAAGAACCGAAGAUUCUGAUCUGGGAUGCUGUGGUGGAUGUACUAUUUCAUAAACAAAAAGACAAUGAAAUUUUCAUAAUAAAACAAUAAAACAAUAAAAUAAUAAAAUAAUUUCAAUUGAAAUUUUUUUUUUGUAUUAAAAGGUUUCUUGAAUAAAAUUAAAAUAUAAAAUAUUUUUAUCUGUCUACUUCUCUAGCCCUUUAUCCUUUUUUUUUUAUUCAUUAAUUGUUCUUUUUUAUUUAACUGCUUGUUUUUCUUAUGUUAAAACAUUUUAAUUAUAUUUGUUAUUAUUUUAUUUUGAUCAGUCUACUGAUCUAGUUACUUACUAUAAUCUAUCUAUUCUAUAUAGUUUUCUUUACUUU
Molecule: messenger RNA, 1240 nt
Organism: Ascoidea rubescens DSM 1968
Lineage: Eukaryota; Fungi; Ascomycota; Saccharomycetes; Ascoideales; Ascoideaceae
Product: Rho family protein
Exons: 1
Coding region: 278-931 (217 amino acids)
Biological process (GO): small GTPase-mediated signal transduction
Molecular function (GO): GTPase activity; GTP binding
Source: RefSeq, a predicted model, not a curated record